This is a messenger RNA of Acyrthosiphon pisum (pea aphid), 677 nucleotides long. RefSeq lists its product as uncharacterized. NCBI's taxonomy places the organism in Eukaryota, Metazoa, Arthropoda, Insecta, Hemiptera, Aphididae. The coding region runs from base 303 to 677 and encodes 124 amino acids. The transcript is spliced from 3 exons. The record is from RefSeq and is a predicted model, not a curated record.
GGUUCCCACGGCGCGUGGCUCGGCGAGCCACGAGUAAAAUUCGCUGGCUUGGUAAACUACACGCGCCGUGGGAACGCUCUUGCGCGUCUAGGCGCGGUAUAGCUCGGCCAUGCUCGCGUCUAUCCGAAAAUUGUCGGUCCGAUGUGUCCGCGCCAAAGUAAACGAGCCGCGCAUUUAGACAGCGUUCCCACAGGCGUGCGGUUCGGCGAGCCAUUGAUAGUUGUUUCUAUACGUUUUUUGGUGUUUUAUUUUGCAAUUUGGUGUUUUUUAUUUUUUAAUCAUUAUUAAUAUUAAUUAUUAUCAUGGAAUGGUCAAAUGAUGAGGUAAUAGAGUUUUUGCAACUAUAUGAAGGAUAUCCACAAAUUUGGAACCCACGCCAUCCGGGUCAUAAAAAUAGGAAUAUAGUUCACGAUGCGUGGAAAGAAAUAGAAAACAAAUUAAGUGUCAAAACUGAUAUUACAGAAAUAAAAAAAAAAAAAGAUUCUCUAAUGGCUACUUAUAGAAAACUGCUAAACAAAGUCAAAGCAAGCAAGGGUACUGGGAGUGGUACCAAAGACGUUAUUCAGCCCGACUGGUUUGCCUACAAUGCAAUGUCAUUUCUGCAUGGGAUUUACGUUGCAAAAAAAACAAUUUCAACAGAGGCUGCUGUAGCUUCUUCCAUCAACCGUUUCAUGUAA